Molecule: messenger RNA, 2852 nt
Organism: Acipenser ruthenus (sterlet)
Lineage: Eukaryota; Metazoa; Chordata; Actinopteri; Acipenseriformes; Acipenseridae
Product: cathepsin F-like
Exons: 14
Coding region: 47-1501 (484 amino acids)
Cellular component (GO): lysosome
Molecular function (GO): cysteine-type endopeptidase activity; cysteine-type endopeptidase inhibitor activity
Source: RefSeq, a predicted model, not a curated record
UCUUGUUUUACAGAACACAGCGGUUACAUAAUAUAAAAACAUCGCCAUGCAGCUGCGGUCGCAACUUGGGUUCUGGGGCUGCUGUCUGGUGUUUUUGGUUUACUGCACCUUCCAGACCGGUUCGGUGCUGUCUCGAGGCGAUGCACCGAAUCAGAGGCUGUUCGGGGGUCCCGGGGCAGCGGUUCUGGUUCCGAGUUCCGACCCGGCGGUGCUGAAAGCGGCUCAAUUCGCGGAGGAUCGUUACAACUUGGGCUACAAUGGUGUUUAUCUGCGGAGGAUCAGCAAAAUCCUUUCAGCCACCAAGCAGGUGGUGAGUGGUGUGAAGUUCACUCUAGUGGUUGAACUGGGGAACACCUUCUGCAAGAAAUCCAAACCCUUCCACCUGGAGACCUGCGACUUCCACACGGAUCAGGACACUCUGAAGAAGGAGGUGUGUUUAUUUGAGAUCUGGGAGGUGCCGUGGGAAGACAAGGUGAAGCUGCUGAAGCAGAAAUGCCACCUGUCAGGAGCUUCCAAGGAGUCUAACAGACUAGGAGAGCAAGCCAAUUCCUCUCCACCCCCGAUGAACCAGCCCCAGAACAGCUCCUCUCUGCUGAUGAUGAUGUUCAAGGACUUUGUGUCGACGUACAGCAGGGAGUACCACAGCCAGGAGGAAGCCGAGAAGCGGUUCCAUAUUUUCGCAGAGAAUUUGGAAACGGCCCGAAAGAUCCAGGAUUUAGACCAGGGGUCUGCGGAGUACGGGGUGACCCAGUUCAGCGACCUGACAGAGGAGGAGUUCCGGACCCUUUAUCUGAACCCCCUCCUCAGCCGGUCCGAACCGCGGCCCAUGAGACAGGCAGCCGUGCCGCGGGACCCCCCUCCAGCGGAGUGGGACUGGAGAGACCAUGGAGCUGUGACCCCCGUCAAAGACCAGGGAAUGUGUGGGUCAUGCUGGGCUUUCUCCGUGACUGGGAAUAUCGAGGGGCAGUGGUACCUCAAGAAGGGAACGCUCCUGUCCCUGUCCGAGCAAGAGCUGGUGGACUGUGACCACCUGGACCAGGCCUGUGGAGGGGGGCUGCCUUCCAACGCGUACGAAGCCAUCGAGAAUCUGGGGGGCCUGGAGACAGAGACAGACUAUAACUACACCGGACACAAACAGUCUUGCGGGUUCACCAGAAACAAGGUGGAGGCUUACAUCAACAGCUCUGUGGAGAUCUCUAAAGAUGAGAGGGAUAUCGCCGCUUGGCUGGCGAAGAACGGGCCGGUGUCAGUCGCUCUCAACGCCUUCGCCAUGCAGUUCUACAGGAAAGGGGUGUCCCAUCCUCUCAAGAUCUUUUGUAAUCCCUGGAUGAUCGAUCACGCUGUGCUGCUGGUGGGAUACGGGGAGCGGAAAGGUAUCCCAUUCUGGGCUAUAAAGAAUAGCUGGGGAGAAAACUACGGGGAAAAGGGGUAUUACUACCUGUACCGGGGGUCUGGGCUGUGCGGAAUAAACAAGAUGUGUUCGUCUGCAAUCGUGAACUAGCGACUGCUGGAGCGAGGAGAAUCGACUGGGAUUCGAAUAUUAAGACCCCCUAUGCCCCCCCCUCCUCCAUACCCCCCCCCCGGAUCGGGGGGGGGGGGCUGAUUCCCCGUUCAGAGUGAAUUCAGAAACAGCUGCUUGGGUUUGUGUGGAUCGCUGCUUUUCUUAAAGACUCUGCGGAGGACAGCGACCCACACGAACCCAGAAUCCCGAUUCCGUUAGCAGCCUCGUGUGUUUGAGUGAAUUUAUUUAACAGUUUAUUUUAGUUUUCGAUGUGUUGUAGAUACAUGGGCGCUGUGUGUUAAUGCUGGCUCAGGCUCUGUGCUGUGUAAUCUCUUUGUUGAUGUGUUGUAGAUACAUGGGCGCCGUGUGUUAAUGCUGGCUCAGGCUCUGUGCUGUGUAAUCUCUUUGUUGAUGUGUUGUAGAUACAUGGGCGCUGUGUGUUAAUGCUGGCUCAGGCUCUGUGCUGUGUAAUCUCUUUGUUGAUGUGUUGUAGAUACAUGGGCGCUGUGUGUUAAUGCUGGCUCAGGCUCUGUGCUGUGUAAUCUCUUUGUUGAUGUGUUGUAGAUACAUGGGCGCUGUGUGUUAAUGCUGGCUCAGGCUCUGUGCUGUGUAAUCUCUUUGUUGAUGUGUUGUAGAUACAUGGGCGCUGUGUGUUAAUGCUGGCUCAGGCUCUGUGCUGUGUAAUCUCUUUGUUGAUGUGUUGUAGAUACAUGGGCGCUGUGUGUUAAUGCUGGCUCAGGCUCUGUGCUGUGUAAUCUCUUUGUUGAUGUGUUGUAGAUACAUGGGCGCUGUGUGUUAAUGCUGGCUCAGGCUCUGUGCUGUGUAAUCUCUUUGUUGAUGUGUUGUAGAUACAUGGGCGCUGUGUGUUAAUGCUGGCUCAGGCUCUGUGCUGUGUAAUCUCUUUGUUGAUGUGUUGUAGAUACAUGGGCGCUGUGUGUUAAUGCUGGCUCAGGCUCUGUGCUGUGUAAUCUCUUUGUUGAUGUGUUGUAGAUACAUGGGCGCUGUGUGUUAAUGCUGGCUCAGGCUCUGUGCUGUGUAAUCUCUUUGUUGAUGUGUUGUAGAUACAUGGGCGCUGUGUGUUAAUGCUGGCUCAGGCUCUGUGCUGUGUAAUCUCUUUGUUGAUGUGUUGUAGAUACAUGGGCGCUGUGUGUUAAUGCUGGCUCAGGCUCUGUGCUGUGUAAUCUCUUUGUUGUUAGCGGUGGUUUCAUCAGUUUUCUGCAGAGCCUCGUUCAUUCAUUCAUUCUCGACGUGCAGGUAGAAUCAUUCACAGCGAGACCUGACCUCUGUACCCUGGCCCAAACGAAGCAGGGGUGUCGAUAUUAAAAUAAAACAGAACGUGUUUUGUCUUCCA